AUGGAGCUCCACAGAGUGCAUCAACCGUUCUACCACAGCCACCUGGGUGACGAGAAGCACCAAAUGCUGAACCUGAACCAACGCCUGGAGACCUACUUGAGCCAGGUCAAACUCCUGGAGGAGGAAAAUGCGCACCUUGCAAAGGAGAUCCAAGCUCUGAGACACAGUAAUCAUGGAGCCUUGUCGCACAGGAAGAGUCUGGAGGAAGAACUGCGUCAGGCAAGACUGGAGGUGGAUGCAGCCUGGAAAGACCGAGUCUACACAGAGGUGGAGGUUGGAAAGCUGACUGAGGAGCUCCAAACCCUGGACUUGCAAAGGCAGAAGGUGGCUCAGGCCCGGGUGGAUGCCAAUAAAAAGUCUGAGAAAAGCAGGCAGGAGCUGGAAGAGGAGCACAGGGCACAAAUCUGGCUUAAGCAGAAGGUUAGUCAGCUGGAGCAUGAGAUGACGCACCUAAUUCAAACCCACCAGGACAAUGUGGCCCACUUGGAGGCCAAAAUUACCCAUUCCAGAGCCACAGUGCCAACCACAUUUGUUCAAAGGGGCAACCUGACACCAAACCUCCUACAGCUGGAUCAGGAGUACUCCCAGAGGGCCAACAGGGCAUGGCAGGAGACAGAAGAGGCCCAUCAGGGCCAGUUAGCUUGGCUAGAGGAGUCGCUUAACCAGGCCAGAAGCCGUUUGAUGCAAGUGGGCCAGGAGAAGAGUGAGAGUCAGCUAAAGCUCCGAGCCCUGGAGAAGGAGAUCGCCUCAGCCCAAGAUGUCAGGAUGCAUCUGGAGAAGACUGCAUUCCAACAGAGAGACAAACACAGCCUGGAGAUCCAGCAGCUGCAGGACCACUUGGAGGGCCUGGAGGCAGAGAAAGGGGAGCUGGGCCAGCAGAUUGAUUGUCUCCUCCUGAAGAACAGAGACCUGCUGCAGCAGAAGAUGUCUCUGGGCAUGGAGGUCUCCACAUACAGAGCUUUGCUGGACAGUGAAAGCCUCGGGGGAAAUAUCUCUUUGUUAAAUCAGCCAAGAAACAUUUUCAUCACAGAUACAGUUUUCAGUCCUCAAGGGGUUAAAAGAAAUUACCAGACCCAGCUGCCUGCCAGCCACAAGACCACUUCCUUUUCAUCUGUCUGUAGUAUAAGAGGAAAAUCGCAAGCAACAGCAACAAAUGCUUCAUCAGUCUGGAGUAGAAAACCCAUAAUCCUAACUGAAACUGCCAUUAUUUCAAGAAAACAUGCAGAUGACAACACAACAAAGUCAUCAACAUGGGGAACCCCUUAUCCGAAAAUACUGCAGGAUGGAGCAAUUGAAAAUUUCAGACCACAGGAAGUUCAUGAGAAAGUCACCUAUGCUGAGCCUCUUUCACCUCCAAACGAGCAAAAGGCUCAUAAUGAAACAUUUGUGGACCAAGAAGAGGAAAAUGAUUGGAACAAUGUUGCUGGUGAACUUACUGAAGAAAAAACAGUAGAGUCAGUUGUCAGUUAUGAGGUUGAGCCUGGCCUCAGCAGCAAGCUGCACGUCAAUGAUGACAUUAUUCAGCAUCAGUUUCAAACAACACCCAGUCUUACACCAUACCAUGAGGGAAGGACAGAGGAGCUCUGCGGUUUUUCCGUUGAAUCUGAUAAGGAUUGGCCUUGCCAAAUGCUAGCUGCAGAGCAAGAAUGGAAAGAGCCACAAGCCCAAAAUGAUGCAUUUGUAGAGAAAGAGUACAUAGACGAAAAGGUAGAGCAUGUGAAAGAAGAAACCUCAGAUUCUGAAACAGAGGCGGUACUCGAACCAACCUACGAAUCCAGAACAAGCAGUCCACUGUCUGAAUGUGAGCCUGAAGAAAGUGUUUUUAACCAAGUUACAGACUUGAGCCAAGAUGAAAACAUCUUGAAAGAGGAGGCAUUUGAGAUGAAGCAAGAAAAAAGCAGUUCCAUGGUAGGAACAAAUGAGAUGGAGGUUGAGGAUAAAUUGUACCCUGAUGGAGAAGAGAUGGAUACAUAUGAUAGUGUGAUGGAAAGGAAGGUUGAUCUGAAGAUGGAUGAUGACAUAAAAAAGCAUGAAACAAAUAAAAAACAUGCUGAACCAGAGGAAGACGUAUCAGUAAGAGACGAAGGGCAUAAUACAAAAGAAACAAGGCAGGAUUUUGCCACUAACGUGCAGCAAGAUGACAACAUGGCAUCGUCAUUGAUAGACGCACAAGUAGAUUACAAACAGCAUGCUGCGCCAGGAGAAGAGCAUUCACCACUUCCUGACGACGAAGAAGAUGAAAACGAUGAAGAGGAUGAUUCUCCAAAUGUCUCAAUAUCGUGGAGGACCGAGGUGGAGAGUGACAGCUAUGCCCUGGACAACACUCUUGCUGACCCUCGUCCUUUGAUCCGAUACAAGAGCGACGACACUGAUGCCAAUACUCAGGCUUCACACAUGGACGAAAGCGAGUCCAGUGAAGGUGAACAAGAAAAGAAGGUUGGAGAGACGGGAACUGGAGAGUGGAGCGAAGACAAGUCAAAGAAAUUUGGAACCAUGGAAGAUCUGUGCGAAGAAGUUGAAGGAGAGGCGUUGGAUGAGGAAUAUGAUCUGGGUUACGCUCAUAUUGAGGACAGGGAUGUUGGCAAUGGCAUGACUGUGAGUGAGCAUACUACACCAGUGAAUGAUGAUGAAGAUACAGAAGAAAUGAUCGAGAAAGUCGAUGAGGGACAGUCAGAUGAAGAAUCCGAGCAGUUUGCCAACCCGAUGGUACCCACGUAUGUAGACUAUGAUGAAGAGUUGGAGACAGACAGACUUGUGGAACAGGAAUUGGAAAACCUAUCCACAGACAGCUACAGUGUUCGCUUUGCAUUUGAUGACAGUGAAGAAGUCCUACCUCUACAGGACAAGUCUGAAACGGAAAUGACAGAGCAAGAAGAAUCUGGCAAAACAAAAAUGGAAGACAUGUCUUCCUGUGUAGAGCCUCACAUGACAGUAAACCAUGAACUUAGAUCUUCUACUGCAAUUAUCGAUCAACAGUAUGAGAACCUAUAUUUCAGUGAAUUGUCAGUGGCAGUGCCUCAAAUAGACAACCUGGCUGAUGAGGAGGUCCAUGAUGAAGAGGAAGAAGCUGUAGAUGCUCCAGAAAAAGAGGAAGAAGAUGAACACAAUAUGUCGAUGGUGACUCAUGCUGAUGUAACAGAAGAUCAGCCUAUCCUUAGUGACUUCAUCAGCAGGCCUGAUAUGGAGGAAAUAAACAACUCAGAGGAUCCAAAGUCCACGCUGCAUUUAACUGAUCCAUUCACUGAUAUGAAAGAGGCUACACCUGCAGAAGCAUUCAGCGUGCCUCAAGAACACGUAGUGAAGGAUGUUGCAGACUGUCAAGCUUAUCCCGAAGUUCAAGAAACAGCAGAAUGGGAAGUCCUUAAGAACCCAAGUGAGGACUUUGAAAUCAGAGAUCAGAAUGAAGAUGAUGUAAACUAUGAUAAUGCGCCGAAAUCAGCUGAAAGUUAUCUUCUUGAUGAUGGAGGCACUGAUGAAGGUGCCGUGACACAUGAAGAGGAGCCCCUUGAGAUUUCCCCUGACAGUGUACCUGAUGAAAACGACAUCUUUGUGGUGAAAGACUCAACAGAACUAUUGAACAAAAAUGGUAACGACAGCGGCCUCCAUGAGUUCUUCAGCUCUGGUGUAAACAAUGAUAUCUGGCUGUCCUCCCUGGAGACCGGUGCCACUUUCCAACCAGAUGAUGCCUAUAAUGAAGCAGCUGAGCAAACCAAUAAGAAUCUAGGGUUUGGUGACAGUGUAGUUUGGGGGAAUCUGGAAAAUUCUAAUGUGGUAAAUGGGAAGUCCAGGGUGGAUAUUGACUCAUCUAAAGAGCUGGAACAUAAGAAAGAGCAGGAGGUGAAGAAGAUGUUAUGUGGAAAUGUUAAGAUGGGGUUGGUUCAAUCUGAGGAGUUUGAAGUUAAGGGUGAAUCCUGGUCAUUUGGGGAGGAAUCGUUAUAAAAAAAAUGUAGCGAGGGGUAUAGUUAAAUCAGUUUUAUAUCUUAUCAGUGUUAGUCAGCUGAAAAUGAGAUUAUGCUAUAUAAUGCAUUAACUAUAAAACCAAAUUUGUGCCUUGAUGCGCACCUCAGUCAGUACGUUUACAUGCAGCAAAACAUUAGAAUUUCUGAUCGUAUCAUACAUAGACUUUUAAAAUGUUUGUAAACACCUUAGUCCGAUCUACAUCAGACCUACUUCAGACCAUAACGGACAUCUCAAAAUCGGAUAAGAACACCUAGAUAAUUUGUUCAUAGUCGGCAUUUUAACGCCAUGUAUACUCAGCAAUCGUAUCUAAGUCAACCGGAAGUGGCUCUUUGUUGAGAAGGCUACAGCGCCACAUAGCGUAACGGAGUCAGCCGUGCUCCGGCCAUUUAUCCAGAUUCUCUGAACGGCAUGUAUACUCAGACAAGUGAACCGGUCUUAUUCAUGUCUUUAUCUGAUACGAUCAGAAAUUCGAAUUUUUUGCCGCAUGUAAACGUACUGAGUGACACUAACCACCAACGUGCCAAUUCUAUCUGUACGGAUACUGAGCACAUGCCUCAUUUCUGUAAACUGACAUAUUUGACAAAACUUUCCCCCCUUCUAUUAUUAUUAUGAAACUAUUCGGUCUUUCAGUGUGCAUGUUAUGAAAUAAGGUUUGGCAUUUCUGCAUGAGGGAACAGCAUGAAGACAGAAGAAAGAAUGUCAUUUGAAAGUCUAAGUAUUAUUGAUUGCUGCCUAAUCUGAUUUUACUCACUGAUGGAAAUCAAUGACAGCAGAAGGGUAGGAUUCCUUGUAGAGCUGCUGUUUCACCGUGUAUCAGAUAGGUAGUUUUUGUGCUGGUGAGUUAUCUCAUUUUACUGGACAACAAUUGACUUAUUUUUUAUGUUUCACACAUAUAAAAUAAAUUGUUGAUUGUAAAAGGUUGUUAAAGAUGACAUGAUUUGCAUAAGCAAACUAUGUAAUGUUUGUAUUUGGUUGGUCUGUUGGUCUGUAUGAAGCACAUUGCUCUAUUUCUUUAAAUCCAAUAAUAAAGUUCAGUUUUACUGCGGUACAUUUACAGCUCAAAAUAAACUGUAGAUUCAUGAUAUAAUCUUUCUCUUUGUUUGAACAGUUGUCUUAUCCU
Messenger RNA from Scomber scombrus (Atlantic mackerel), 5080 nucleotides. RefSeq names its product nestin (gene nes). Gene Ontology annotation, biological process: positive regulation of intermediate filament depolymerization. The record is from RefSeq and is a predicted model, not a curated record. Gene Ontology annotation, cellular component: intermediate filament. The transcript has 4 exons. Lineage: Eukaryota; Metazoa; Chordata; Actinopteri; Scombriformes; Scombridae. Bases 1 to 3939 code for a protein of 1312 amino acids. Gene Ontology annotation, molecular function: CCR5 chemokine receptor binding; intermediate filament binding.